AUGAAGGAGCUCAGCAGCUGCGAGAAGCUGCUACUUCCACAACAGCAAGAGACUCUUACUAGCAACCAGACGGUUUCGGAGCACUGCGAAUGUGGCCUGUAUGGAUUAAAUUCUCCUCUACUUAGUGUUUGGGGACUUGUGGCUAUUCCUACAUCUGAUCGCCAAGCCUGCAAUGCAAAUACCCAGUUCAGCAUCACAAAACCACCGUGGAUAGCGCUGGUCAAAAGAGGCAAUUGCAGUUUUGCUCAAAAAAUUAGGAUGGCAACCAGAAGGGGUGCAGCAGCAGCUGUGAUCUACAAUAUGCUGGGCAAAGGCCACAACGCCAUCCCGAUGUCGCAUCGCGCUGCAAAACCAGUGCCAGCUGCGUUUCCUGUGAGCGGUGGUGGCCGCAGCCGGCCCAAGGCACCGGCACGGUGGGAGCAGGGCAGCCUCAUCCCUGAGGUCAGUGGAGGAGAAUGGAAUGGAAUGGAAUGGAAUGCUGGGUAA
Cariama cristata (Red-legged seriema) is the source of this 486-nucleotide messenger RNA. It is a transcript of the gene RNF128, whose product is annotated as ring finger protein 128, E3 ubiquitin protein ligase. The coding region runs from base 1 to 486 and encodes 161 amino acids. NCBI's taxonomy places the organism in Eukaryota, Metazoa, Chordata, Aves, Cariamiformes, Cariamidae. The record is from RefSeq and is a predicted model, not a curated record. The transcript has 3 exons.